AUAACCCACGUGACGGUCUCAUAGGAGCCGUGUACGAACCACACUUCCCAGGUUAUUGGUAUACAGAUGAAGACUGAAGUUGUCAUCCUUUGACACUAACUGACGGUUGACAAUCGAGAUGCCUAAGUCUGCCCAGGAGCUACUGGAGGCACUUCGCGCCCAGUGCCUUAGUCGGGGCUGUGGCGGUAUUAAAGGACUUGGUGCCGUCUUCCGUUUUCUGGAUAUUGACUUCUCCAAGAAGAUCGUUUUUGCGGAGAUGAAGACUGGCUUGACACGUUACGGGCUACAAUUUUCUGAGGACGAUCUGAAAACAUUGUUCAGAGCUUUAGACAGAGAUGGCAGUGGCGGUAUCGACUUCCAGGAGUUUAUGAACCAGCUUCGCCCGCCCAUGUCCGCUUCCAGGAAGGAGGUUAUCCUACAGGCCUUCAACAAGCUAGAUGUGAACGGCGACGGAGCCCUGGGUGUGGAUGACCUGAAGGUGAUAUACGCUGAAAACGCCAAGGCGCACCCGAAGUACCGGAGCGGGGAAUGGACGCUAGAACAGACACUCCAGAACUUUCUGGACGCACUCGACACCCCGGGCUGCCCUGACGGCAAGGUCACGCGACAGGAAUUCCUAGAUUUUUACGCAGGGGUCAGCGCCACGGUGGACGAUGACAGUUACUUUGAUCUGAUGUUGCGGUCGUGUUAUGGACUUCCCAAGAAACAACUGGGUUCUGGUCAGAAAUAGGAACACCCUCUCGCGGAUAAUGCGUCAGUACUGGGACGUACCCUUAAACGUUGCUCCUAGUCUUUUUGGUCAGCGUCAUGAAGUUUACGAUGGUUGUCGAGGCGGGCUUUGGUGAGGGUCUGUAAUGCAGAAGGAAGCGAUCAGUCGGAAAAAUACACCGUGCUACACACUGAGGGUCAUCAUCAUCGUCCUCAUCAAACCGGAAUACUCGAUAUCAAAGCACAAGAUAAGACAAUCGUCAAACACUAAAAUCUGAGAUGACGUGCAUAUCGGUGAGAGGAAAGAAUAGUUUCCUUGACAAUCAGCAAACGUAUCAAAUGCGUACAUUGAUGUAACCCACACCGUGACUCGCACUUUUACACCAGCCAGCAAUAACCUUUCUGGGUCUCCUAAACUAAUGAGGUUAAUAUCCCGCAGUGAACAGAAAAUACGUUUUUUGAUGAUAAAGCGCGAUUCACUUCCUGGUCCGGACAGUCGACAGUGUGAGUUUAACAGCUUGAUUGAGCCACGCGAAUUGCCUUAAGUUCUCUAUGUUCAUGAAGUUUUUGUACGCCUCAUACUGCGUAGAUGUAAAUUCCAUUUAUUUCUAAACCGGAUUGCUUGUAGACACAAUAAGUUUGUUAAAGUAUAGGGUAAGGAGUAUAACAUAGAAUCUUACACGAUGCCAUUGACUACAAGAGGCCACGUGUCAGUCGUCUUGUUACUAAAUGGCUAGGACUUAGCACUGUGAUAUUUGACGUGAACAAAAGGUUUGCGUAUUUCACUUCAACUAUCACAUUAAUAUUGUUGUGCAUUUUCGUAAGAAUAACAUUCUUGAAACAAAAAUAUAAUAAACAGGUA
This is a messenger RNA of Liolophura sinensis, 1570 nucleotides long. RefSeq names its product calcyphosin-like protein. The transcript has 2 exons. Gene Ontology annotation, molecular function: calcium ion binding. Bases 119 to 730 code for a protein of 203 amino acids. Lineage: Eukaryota; Metazoa; Mollusca; Polyplacophora; Chitonida; Chitonidae. The record is from RefSeq and is a predicted model, not a curated record.